GCGGCCUCCAGUGUAGACAUGACUGAAAACUCCAGCAGCAGCGAUGAUGAGCAGCUCAAACGCUGUCGGGAGGCUGUGUGGGACAGUCCUGCUAUUAGAGCCAAAGACGCAAGUAGCAACAAGAAAGCUUCAAAACGAUGUUGCAGACCAUGAUCAUGAUGGCAAUGAGCUCCAAGUCACUCAGGGCUUCCAGAUACAUGUGGCAAAAAAGCUGGGUGCAAUGCUUGACAGUUUCAUAUCAGAAAAGCAGUCCUCAGCCGGACCCAGUGUAAAUACCGAAACAACUGACAAUAAGGAUGAUGACAAUGAAGGUUUUCGUCUGUUCUCCACAUCAGUCCCUGGACAAAAAAAUGAAGAACCAUCUCCCCCAAAACGUCGCCCCAUUCCCAGCUCAAGUGACAGCGACAGUGAGAUGGAAAUACGAUUAAAAGAGGCAGCCAUCUCCAUUAAAGACCUCAUACCUCCAUCAACGUCAGGUCUCCCAACCAACUCAGAGAUGCCAGAGACUCCCACCUUGGAAAUAAAAGAAAACAUCAAAAAGAAAAAGAAGAAAAAGAGGAAACUAAAUCCAGAAGAGAAUGGUCAACAGGACUCAAAAUGUACUAGUGACAAUCCAAAUAAACGUAUAACCCAACACGAUGAAGCACAAACUACAAAAAAAAUGGAAAAAGAAGAAGGAUAGGAAGAAGAAGAAGAAUGCUUCAGUAGGAAACUCGGCGGGAGACGUGUUGAACUAACUUGACACACACUCCAUGCAUAUUUUUAUGUUUAAAAUGAUCAUUGUCACAGUUAAGUUUUUGUAAAUAGACUUUAAUUGUUUU
Periophthalmus magnuspinnatus is the source of this 821-nucleotide messenger RNA. RefSeq names its product chromosome 9 C12orf43 homolog (gene c9h12orf43). The record is from RefSeq and is a predicted model, not a curated record. The coding region runs from base 44 to 682 and encodes 212 amino acids. The transcript is spliced from 6 exons. NCBI's taxonomy places the organism in Eukaryota, Metazoa, Chordata, Actinopteri, Gobiiformes, Gobiidae. Gene Ontology annotation, biological process: Spemann organizer formation; Wnt signaling pathway; negative regulation of Wnt signaling pathway.